AUGACUUAAGCAUAAAGCAAAGCAUAGAAUAAUUUUAGGAUAAAAUUCAAGAAUUAUAUCAAAUCUUAAGACAUUUUUGGUCAUCAGAUAUCAUUUACCUAUAAGAAUAGUAGUACUUUCAAGUCCUUUCUUGGAGGAAUCGUUACUUUAAUCUUCAGAAUUGCAGUCUUAGUUUACCUAGUAACUGAAUUGAUAAAUGCAAUGCAGAAGAAAAGUACUAUUUCUAAUUCCACGUAUAUUAGAAACAUUGCAGAAGAUUUUACUGUCUAUGAAAUGACAAAUCAAAAGUUUGAUCUUGCAUUCUAAAUUCAACUAGAUGGAGCUUAUGCACCUUAGGAUUUAAGCAAAUUCCUAGAGUUUACUUUUUCAGAGAUAGGCUUUGAAUGGGCACCUGAUGGGAAAUCUUAUAAGUAAAAUUAUAGAGAAAUUCCACUAAUUAGAUGCCCUAAUGGAAGAUUUAACAAUGAAACUAUUUAGACUGACAACAUAAAGUUAACAGAGAGCUAUCUAUGUCAUCAAACUAUAGAUUUUAAGUUUAAAGUUGCUUAGAAGAAAAAUAUAACAUGUGGUACCGAAGCUGAAAUUAACUCAGUGUUUGAUAGAUUAUCUAUUAAUGUUGGAUUAAUGAAUCAAUUCGUGGAUGUCAAUGACAAGUCAUCUAAUCCGAUUAAGACUUUGAUAAAAAGUUUAUACAUGACUAGUAAUUCAAUUUAACAGACAAGAAAAUAUGGGCAUAUUCUUGUUACUUUGACAACUACAAGAGUAGUGUACACAGUUGCAGAUGCUCUAUCAACAACAGGAGGUUUUCUGGGAAUAAUAUCUAUCAUUCUAAACUACCUAUUAUGCUGGUUUCAAGUCUCUAUGUUCUAUCAGUCUAUAGUACAUGAUAUGUUCUUUGUAGAAAAGUAAAAUGACAAGAAGAAAGUAGGAAAAAGCGAUAAAAGUCAAACUAACUUGAAAUUAUUCCCAAGUUUAGAAUAAAAGAAGAGACUGUUUUAGAUUGCAAGAAAAAAGAUAGACAAGAGAUUAGAAAUAGAGAGAAUAUUUGAAACAAUGAAGACGGCAAGCCUUCUUAACAAGAUUAUUCUAUCAAAGUAUUAAAGAAAGCUUACUCCUUUUUUUAGAUCUAGUCUAGUAAGAAGUAAAGUAGAUUUAAGUGACAUUAAAAAGAUUGAUUAAAAGCUGUAAAUGGGGAAUAAAAAAGAAGAGGUAUCUGAAUGGCCAUCAAUGUCUAAAUUACUGAGAAAAUAGGUGAAUAAUAUUGAUCUAAAGUACAGGGAUGAUAGCAAUACUCAAAAUAAAACAGAAGUUUAAGAUCUGAUGGAGCAAACCAGUUAUGACUAAGCCUUAAAUUCUUAAUUUAGAGUUAAUGAUUAGAAUGAUUCAACUCCAAAAAGACAUAAUUUGAGAAACUCAUCAUAGUUUUCAAUUUAAAACGAAGACGAUUUAUUUGUCGAAAAGAUUAUUAGUGAUGAGAUUAAACAUAUGGAGAGUAAUAUUGAUAUGUCAUUGAUAAAAGAAUAUGAUUCUGUUAAAAGCAAAUAUAACUCUCAGUUCAAGAAUAAUUGA
Stylonychia lemnae is the source of this 1569-nucleotide messenger RNA. The record is from the annotation of a GenBank genome assembly. NCBI's taxonomy places the organism in Eukaryota, Ciliophora, Spirotrichea, Sporadotrichida, Oxytrichidae.